Molecule: messenger RNA, 327 nt
Organism: Staurois parvus
Lineage: Eukaryota; Metazoa; Chordata; Amphibia; Anura; Ranidae
Source: the annotation of a GenBank genome assembly
AAUUCUGCAAGUGGUUCUGAUUUACUAUCACUGUUCUCUAGCUGGUCUAAAACCUCUUUUGACCUAAAGGGACGCUUUUUGGACGCCAUGGACGUUUCUCAGUUUCCAGACAGAAAGGGCGGUAAAAAUGCAGGCAGGGCACAGGACAAAGCACUAGGGACAAAAUGUAUGUGAAAUGGUUUGAUACAUGAAUGUCACUUUUUUUCAUUUUCAAAUUUCCCGCGGUUCCGUCCCCCGUACGUCCCGACGCUCGCAGGGGACGGAACCCAGAAGACAGAUGCCAGCAUCCGCCGGAGGACAUUGCCGGGGACACUGCAGGAGGGACAU